AGGAUCCGUGACGUCGUACCCAAAUAAACAGAAAAUAUAUGUGAAUAAUUUCGAUAUAAAAACGGUGUGUAUCAAGUGUCGGAGGAGUCCGUGUGCGUGGCCGGAUAUUUAUUAGUGCCUACGAACGGUCAGUGAAUUUAAAUAGCGCGGCGAUUCCCGAUGUGUGCGUGUUUCGAUUAUCGGUCCUCUUUUUGGGGGGAUAAUCGCGAUCGGCUCGCGACCACCACGGCAGCUGUUCCGCCGUUCGACAGUUAAGCCAGCCCUUAUACACUUACGUACGAAGAAAUGGCGGCAGCUUUCUCGAAUUUCUCGCUAAAUCAGUAAAAACGAGUAAUACCGUUUCCGAUCAUAGACAAAGCGAAUAGAAAACAUCGUCUGUAUAUUUGAAUGCCAAGGGACUUGCGAUUGAUUUGUUGAAUUUUAUGAUUUGUACAGUUGUGUGCUACAGAAUAACACAAUACAACCAGGGCCGUAACGAUCCUUUUGCAUUCCCUGUUACUUCUGACUCCUCUUCUGUCUCAGUUUGUUACUUAAACGGAUUGCCUCAAUGAAUCCGUAUAUUCGUUUCGAAAUCUGAACUACAAUCAACCUCUCCUUAACGCGUACCAUAAAUAAGUUGUCAUAGUCAGAGCAAUGCUACUCGUUUAUGAUAUAAGUAUCGAUCGCUAUUAAAUACAGCCAUCCGCGUAACUUUGCUCCUACGAAUCGUAUCUACGAUACACAUGUAGUACUUUGCUUUCGAUAACAUCACACGUUUCAAGUGUAUAGCUGGUAUCAAAAUAUAUUUUCUUCUCGCUUCUCAUCUUCGGCUCAACGAUUACGCUUUAAAAUUGAUCAUCGUCGAUUAAUAUUAAUAAGCAAAAGAGUACAAUACAUGUAUACUUAUUCAUUUAAUAACAUGAUCCAGCAAUAUUAUUUUGCUUACUUAAAAGCAUGAUCAGCAAAUUACCCAUGCAAAGUAGAAUUCUGAGGAAACUACUAACACUUCGCAUUCUGUUUAUCAUAUAUGAUUCGAAUAAUUUUUGUUUUAACAAAGUUACAGAAGCAGAACUCGAUGCAGUUUUGCUUUGAUUUAUAUUUGCGAAUUUACGAUAAAUAAAGAAACGAAAGAAGGAGGAUUCACAGUACGUUAUAUGGUCUUCAUGGAAAUCUAAGUAGAACAUUCGUUCGUUUCUUUACACGAUAAUUUGUUGUAACAUUUCGCGCGAACUUCAAUAGAACAUUCUAACGUUUGCGCAUGGAUCGAACCGACGACGGUCAUCGAAUAUCACACGUGAAUAGAAGGAAAACGAAAAAAUGUCUUUUCCGAUCCGACGCGAUCCCUUCGUCUUUCUAAUCUCGGUUCUGCUUUAACUUUGACCCUCGUGAAAAAAGCCCACGACUCGUCGACGGCCCUGGACAUAAGUUUUUAACGUUUCCAACGUCGCGGCUGCCCUCUGGUGCCUAAUUUUCAGCGAUGAAUGUUCACUAUUUACAGGUUUUGUGAAUAAAUCGUGUAUCGUGCGUAUAAGGACGAAUCCGUAACUCCACCGCCGGCAUCGAAGAUCGCGGGUUGUGAAAAAAUGUCGCGCUAUCAGAGAAUCGCUUAGGAGAGCAACCGGUCAGAUCAACCAUACAGUGGUGGCCCCAUGGAAGGCACGUUGGAAGAACCCCCUGUUAAGGACUCGUCUCAAGCCCGUCCUGAUAAGGUUCUCAAAGAUGUGAUUCCAAAUGGGGUAAAUGGAAAUUAUAGCGACAAAGAAGAAUUCGUAGACGUGAAGGUCUAUGGAUCGAAAGAAGCUGGUAGCUUAGUAAAGGUGGAGAGGGAGGAAGCAAAUGGAAACGAAGGCGACGAGGACGAGCACAGAAUGGAAGCUGAGAUAGAAGAGAGGGGCAUAGACUCUGAAAAUAGUGAGCAUGAAAAUGGAACGGAGCAAAGUAGAAGUAAAGAAAGUGAAAUGUCCGAGUCAGAGAAUGAUUCGAAAAUGUCUAGAUCGUCACCGGGUGUCAGUGAGAUGAACAAUUUUAGUGAAGUGUCUAAGACUGAUGAUAAGUGUAAGAGCACCUCGCACGAGGCUAUGGACAUUGAUGAACAGAGUAACAAUUCAGACGUCGAAUGUUUGGACGAGAGCAUAACCGAGAUACAUUCGGAUAACGACGAUGUGUUCACUUUGAAGAAUACUUGCCCUGAGAACAAAAAUGUGUCGGGCAGUAGCGACGUUCAGCUUAACGACAGUAGCGAGAUCGCUGACAGCAGUCUCGACACGUCUGAUGUGAAAAUCUGUGAAGAAAACGGAAGUUGCGGCAGUCCAGACAUAGAAGAAAUAACGGACAGCGCAAAGAAUGGUUUGAACACUUCUCCGGAACGUGCGAACAAAGAAAAACAGAGGAAAUCGAGAAAGGUGGACCUGAGUAAUAUCACGCCGAGAAGAAGUACUCGUAACAUAAAGAGGACGAGUUACAUAGAAAAAGAACUGGAAGAGGAGGUAGACGAUGAUGGAUCGGACAUCGAAGAAAUUAAACCGGAAGAUCCCCUGGCUGGUGUCGACGGUAAAGACAAGGAAAACUCUAAACUGAAAUCACCAUUGAAAAAUAGCAAAACUACUAUCGUGGUCAACGACACGAAACGAUUAGUCGAAAUUGCUGCUGGUAGCAAGUCCAUCAAGGGAGGGAAGAAAGAACCUACUUUAGUUAUUAUAGACACGAAUUCCAUACUCUCUGGACGCGGUGGGGUUCCCGUCAGCAGCAAUAAGCCUCACCAUAACGUUUCUAGUACCAGCUCGUUUUCGGUAGUCCCAAUGGGAAUAACGCAAACGCAAACCAUGUAUCCUAACAUGCGGACAACCAUCACGCCGGUGCCCAUGACAUCGAAAACCGCACAAUUAAGUCCCAAGACCACGAGCAUGACCACCGUAACACCUACCGUGACACCUCCUAUAUUACCUACUUUGACUGACGAUAUGUUCGUGGUGGAGGCUCCGUCUUUCAUAGUACCGUACGUGUAUGAAAAACCGCCUUUGAAGCCAUUGAAAAACUUCGUCACGAAAUUAGAAAAAUGCUUGGCGGAACAAGAAAAAGAAGAGAGCAAAAGGAACGCGGAAGAGAUCAAGGCAGAUGAAUGCGAGGAGGACUCGAUGGACGAGAGCAAUCAGAAAAGCAAAGAUAAAGGAGACGAAAGUGAGAACGAAGGUGGUAGUUCGAAGAGUAGUAGAAAGGAUGGCGACGACAGAGGUGCUGACAGUUCAUUAGAUAUAACCGAAUCUGGAUUUAGUAGUAUAAGUGACAAACAAGACGUAAGGCAAGACGACAAAAACAAAAUGCUGACGUAUUUCGAUUUACCAUUGGGCAAAUUUUUCAUGCAAAUCGGAGUGAAUCUUGUUCAGGAAUAUGUGCAAACCGAUCUUUUACGGACUCAAAAACGUAAACAGGGCAAAGGUAGCACAUCAGCCGAGACUCAAAUAGCUAUAAAUUCGCUCAUUAAGAAUCUAGAAUUUAGUAAAGAAAAUAACGAACCAUUCCAUUUAGAACUGAAGAAAUGCGAAUUCUGUAAUUUUAAAACGGAAUCGACCCUGGUCAUGCAGCAUCAUUUAGAAACUCCGCAUAUGCGCAAUUACGUCUACAAAUGUAAUUUCUGUCCGAUCGAAGUGCGUAGCCCUCACGACAUCUUAUUCCAUAUGGAGGCGGAACAUAAUACUCGCGGGAGGUUGGAGCGCGGCCCAGCUUUUCAUCAAUGUCCCAACUGUCCGUUCGAGGACAAUCAAAAGGGCAAAUUGACUCGGCACAUACUCGCCUGCACCAAGAAAUUCAGACCAGAAAAGAAUCUGGAACCGGCCGUCGACUGGGAGCCACCGGCGAAGAUUCCAAGAUUAAAUCGAACGAGACCCGUCGUCGGACCGACGAAUUCCAGCGCGCUUGCAAUGGCAAUGAGUGGCAAAGGAGCUCAGCCGCUUUUACCAAAACUACUUCCCGCUCCGAUCACAGGCCGUGGGAGAGGACGACCGCCCAUGCAGCCCCGCUUUUCCGAUCUUAAAUCGUUACGACCGGGUGGUACGUCGAUGCGACAAGAUAACGUUUCAGGAAUGAUGUAUCGUCCGACGUCGUCCGGUUUAUUGGUCCCGACUUCCUAUCAAUUUGGUAGUAACCAAAUAUUUCAGGUGAUGGGUGGCUCUGGGACUGUCAUGUCGGCUGUCUCGGGAGUGAGUAGCAGUAGCGGCGGCAGUUCCGGUCAACCCACACCCAUUGCACUUGUACCCAACGUAAUCGACUCUCUCUCUAGAUUGUCCUCAUCACAGAAUACGACAGCGAGUCCCAAAAAUCCUACUGCAAAGUUAUUAAAUCAGCCAAGUAUAUCCAUAACUCCACUACCGCGUACGACGUCUCAAACUUCGAUUCCCGGUUCUGGGACUUCGUCAAAGUCUGGAGGAAAGACUACCUUCGUUAUAUGUGAGAUUUGCGAUGGUUACAUUAAAGAUUUAGAGCAACUGCGUAAUCAUAUGCAAUGGAUUCACAAAGUGAAAAUACAUCCAAAGAUGAUAUACAAUAGACCUCCGUUGAAUUGCCAAAAAUGUCAGUUCCGAUUUUUCACGGAUCAGGGUUUAGAAAGACAUUUACUUGGAUCUCACGGUUUGGUCACGUCUAGUAUGCAGGAAGCUGCAAAUCGAGGAAAGGAUGCAGGGCGUUGUCCUGCUUGCGGCAGGGUAUAUCAAUGGAAAUUACUGAAUCACGUUGCGCGAGAUCACGGGAUGACGUUAAAGCCGGCGCAUCUAUCUUAUAAGUGUACAGUUUGCACUGCCACAUUUGGAAUGUAUAAGCAGUUUGAGAAUCACGUAUACUCAGCGCAUAGCGUCGUAGCUAAGCGAGUAAUGGAUAAGAAGAAUACACCUUCGUCUCCGUCGUCCAGAUCCAAUGAUUCCCUUCUAAAACCAUUGAAGAUCAAUGACGAAAUAACGAUUAUUCCACAACCGGCAAAGCCUACGACCAGGUCGGGUGCGACUCAAGGCAGAGCAAAAUAG
Molecule: messenger RNA, 4991 nt
Organism: Ceratina calcarata
Lineage: Eukaryota; Metazoa; Arthropoda; Insecta; Hymenoptera; Apidae
Gene: MEP-1
Product: zinc finger protein MEP-1
Exons: 9
Coding region: 1629-4991 (1120 amino acids)
Biological process (GO): positive regulation of transcription by RNA polymerase II
Cellular component (GO): nucleus
Source: RefSeq, a predicted model, not a curated record